Aspergillus alliaceus is the source of this 1095-nucleotide messenger RNA. RefSeq lists its product as uncharacterized. Lineage: Eukaryota; Fungi; Ascomycota; Eurotiomycetes; Eurotiales; Aspergillaceae. The transcript has 6 exons. The record is from RefSeq and is a predicted model, not a curated record. The coding region runs from base 1 to 1095 and encodes 364 amino acids.
AUGGAAGAGGUUUGGAAGAGAGCACUCACGCCUGAGCGAAUAGCCUACCUGGCGCAGUCCCGGAUUCCGGAGAUCAUCGUAUGUGACACGCUGCUCCUCGUGUUCGCGACCGGCGGGCUGCUGGUGCGUCUCUGGGUCCGGAUGCGAUACCUUGCUGGGGUCAAUUUUGAUGAUUUAUUAUGUGUAACCAGUUGGGUCUUUACGUGUGUUCUGUGCGUUGUUUGCAUGUGUAUGACAAAGUAUGGGCUCGGUAAGCACAUUGGGACGGUGCAAAGCUUCGAUGAUCGGGGAAUGUUUCUCAAGCUCAACUUCGUCACCAUGCUCGCCUAUGUCCUCGCCCUCGGUGCUAUCAAGAUCUCCUUCUGCCUGCUCUAUCUACAUAUUUUUCCAGGGGAGAAGUUUCGCCUUGCCUGCUGGAGUAUAUUGGCCAUUCUGGUUGCUGAGACGCUCGAAGAAACUCUUGUGGUUAUCUUUCAAUGUCAGCCCAUCCACAAGGCAUGGGACCCUACCGGCCUCGUCGAGGGCAAGUGCGUGGACAUGACGCUCUUUUACUACAUCAAUUUUGGGAUCAAACUAGCCACUGACCUGGCCCUUUUCGUGAUGCCCGUGCCCAAACUUAUGCAGCUGAAGAUGACGGUGGGCAAGCGUGUAGGACUGGUGGUGAUGUUCAGUCUGGGUCUCCUGGUAUGCGUGACAAGUAUUAUUCGCGUCACCUAUAUGAACUCAUUCAAGGAUGACCACACCUGGGCAUUGGUCGGAGCCAUGAACUGGUCUUGCGUGGAAGUCGCAGUGGCCAUUUUUAUUGCAUGUAUUCCCUCAUUCAAAUCGCUCGUUACGUACCGCUUUCCCGCUCUACAGCGCCUGCUCGGCCUCUCUAGCAAGGACGACUCAAUGAGCCCGUCGAAGAUGUACGGGACUUCUACGCAUCGGACGUUCAAUGGCUUAUCAAUUAAAGGGCACAAUAGCGUCAAGCUGAAACCGGUGACAGGAUACAGCAGUGCAGGUGUAGAAACAAGUCACUAUGGGUCACAGGAGCGCAUCGUGCAUGAGGGCAUUCAAGUUACUACCGACGUGCGCGUCAAUGAGAGUGUCUGA